CGUCAGGGGAGGGAGAGGAAGAGGUAAUUUAUGGCUCUACAGUUGAGCUAAAGUGCGUACUGCUCGGCUCCUCGGCUUUCUCGGCUUCCUCGUCUUCCCCCAUCCCUCUACUAGGCGUUCAGAAGCUGGAGGCUCACUUGUUCUACCGCACAAACCAUUGCUGCCGUCCUCUCGACAGCAAUUUGACCAACUUCUGGGCUAAGCUUCUGGACGUAGAUCUGGUUAAGAGAUGGGCAAGCCUUGUGAGAGAUCAAAGGAGAAGGCCGAAGAUUACUGCUGCGAUCAUGCAGAGGAGCAAGACAAGUAUUUCUUCAAAGUUAUGAUUGGUGAUUUUCGUGAAAGAAUCACCAUACCAGAUGCCUUUGCGAAAAAUUUUAGCGGGAAAUUAGCAAAAACCAUUAAGCUGAAAUCACGCAACGGUUGCACCUUUGAUGCCCAAAUUACCAAUAAUUUCAAAGACCUAAUACUCCAAUCUGGAUGGAACGCAUUUGCUAGUACUCAUGACUUGAAAGUGGGUGACUUUCUGAUGUUCAAGUACAAUGGGAUCUCUCAACUGGAGGUUCUUAUCUUCGAUCCGAGUGGCUGCGAGAAAGUCCCAUCCUGUCUUGUCAUCAAGCAUACUGGUCAAGAACUAAUUGACAUCUCAAGCAGUUUUGAUGAUAUUCCCAUAAAUUCACCACUAAGUGAAAGGCCAAACCAGGGGAACGAAAAUGUGAAUAUCAGUUCAUCAAGGCCUCCACCCGAGGCAUCAGAUGAUCUGGAAGCGCAGUCUGUCCCGCCUUACAUUCUCCCAAGGGGCACACGUCUUACUGAUGUGCAGACGAAGAAAUUGGGAAAAAGGGUCGAAGCUAUUCAAUCCAAAAACCCCAUCUACGGGUGUAUACUGACCAGGAACAGUCUUUAUGGAAAACCUUCUGCUCUGUACUUGUCCAGGAAAUAUGCCGAUGUAUACCUUCCGUUUGACGAUGAAACUCUCAUCCUCGAACGACAUGGCAAGAACUGGGGAGUGCGGUGCUGUGCUGCCUCGAAUAAACGUAAAGUGCUUCUGAAAGGGUGGACACAGUUUGCACGUGACAACAGUUUGAAGGUGGGAGAUCUCUGCCUCUUUGAGCCACUCAAGAAGAAGAAUAAGCAGUACAUCAUGAGGGUCCAUAUCAUUCGGAAAAAAUGAGAUCUGUUAGGCUGGUCGAUCUCUUCGGCUGAUCGUUCCUACGUUUGCUGUUGGUG
Molecule: messenger RNA, 1227 nt
Organism: Lolium perenne
Lineage: Eukaryota; Viridiplantae; Streptophyta; Magnoliopsida; Poales; Poaceae
Product: putative B3 domain-containing protein Os03g0621600
Molecular function (GO): DNA binding
Source: RefSeq, a predicted model, not a curated record